Aedes albopictus (Asian tiger mosquito) is the source of this 4149-nucleotide messenger RNA. RefSeq lists its product as uncharacterized. Bases 1 to 4149 code for a protein of 1382 amino acids. The record is from RefSeq and is a predicted model, not a curated record. Gene Ontology annotation, molecular function: nucleic acid binding; zinc ion binding. NCBI's taxonomy places the organism in Eukaryota, Metazoa, Arthropoda, Insecta, Diptera, Culicidae. Gene Ontology annotation, biological process: DNA integration. The transcript has a single exon.
AUGAUGGAUGGAGCUGGUGCUGCGGCUGGCACGGCUACGCCGGUUGCAGGCAGUUUUGCGAUGGAACCGUUCGACAAGGACAAGAGCAAAUGGGCGAGAUGGGUUAAGCGCUUAGAAGGCGGAUUCAGAAUGUUCAACGUACCGGUGAAUCGCCAUAAGGAUUACCUGCUACACUACAUGGGAGCUGCGACGUACGACAUACUUUGCGACCACAUCAGCCCGAUCGAACCGGAGACGAAAAGUUACGCUGAAAUUGUUACUACACUGGACGCAUUCUUUGAUCCGGAGCCACUGGAGAUGGUGGAGGUGUGGAAGUUCCGCACCCGGACGCAGAAGGAAGGCGAAACUGUGAAGGAGUUCGUUACGGAGCUGCAGCGGGAUGCGAAGUUUUGUAAGUUCGGCAACUAUUUGAAGACGGAGCUGCGAAACCAAUUGGUUUUCGGAUUGCGGUCGAAACGGAUUCGGUCGCGACUCAUCGAGGAGAAGGGCCUGACGUUUGAGAAGGCGUUGGAGAUCGCACUUUCGAUGGAAGCAUCGGGAGAAGGUGCGGAAAUGUUCGAGAAGCGAUCACAGGAUGUGAACUACACCGAGAGACGUCAAAUGAAGGUAACUAACACUACUAAAAAAAGAUGCUAUCGAUGCGGAAGUGAGGCCCACUUGGCGAAUGUUUGCCGGCAUAAAGAUACAAUCUGCAGUUUUUGCAAAAUGGCAGGACAUCUCCAACGGGUGUGCCUCAAAUCCAAAUCGCAGGGGGAAUCACUAAAAAUGGGAAAAGAUAACAAACAAAUGAAAAUCAAAAAGAAAAUGCAUACCAAUUUGAUCGAUGAGGGAGACUUGAGUGACGAUGUGAGGGAAGAGGGUUGCGAAACAGAAAUUGAUGAAGUCCUUACUCUUGAGAUUUGUAAAGUGGAUGAUAGGUCUGAAUCUUUGUCAAAGGUUAUCCUACCGCUAAAUGUGAAUUCCAGGGUCAUUAAAUUUGAGGUCGACUGUGGUUCCCCGGUUUCGCUCAUGAGCCUCAACGAUAAGAAGGUUUAUUUGGAUGAAUUGCCGUUGCUUGAGACCGAUGUGGAAUUAAGAAGUUACUGUGGGAACAAAAUUGAAGUUUGCGGUUAUGUGGAGGCGGAAGUACAGUACAACGGCAUGUCGAACUGUUUACGGUUGUUUGUAGUGAAUACGGAGCGUCAUCCUUUGCUGGGUCGGGAAUGGAUGCGGAAGAUGAAGGUCGAUUGGAAUGAGAUCAUCCGAAAUACUGUACCUUGUGUGGCAACUAUUGCGGUUCGUAAUCCUGGUAAAGCAUUGUCUGGUGCUGUGGGGGAUCUGAUUGGGCAAUUCCCUCGGGUAUUUGAUUCGUCGAUCGGUACAAUUCGGGAUGUCAAGGCUGCGUUACACCUAAAACCGGACAGCAAGCCGGUUUUUAUGAAGGCUCGUACAAUUCCCUUUGCAAUUCGUGAGACAGUAGAGCGUGAAAUUAGUAGCUUGGUGGAAAGUGGUAUUCUGAAGAAAGUGGAGCGCAGUUCUUGGGCUACUCCGGUUGUGCCGGUCAUGAAGUCUGCGGAUCGAGUACGUUUGUGCGGAGACUACAAGAUAACAGUUAACAAAUGCCUCUUGGUUGACGAACAUCCCUUGCCGACAAUUGAUGAGCUGUUCUCCAACAUGGCGGGUGGCAAGAAAUUUACAAAGCUGGACCUGGCGCAGGCCUACCUACAAAUGGAGGUUCGUGAGGAAGAUCGUGAGGUUCUCACCUUAAAUACACAUCUGGGUCUCUAUCAACCAACGCGGCUGAUGUAUGGGGUAUCUUCGGCUCCGGCGAUUUUUCAGCGGGAAAUUUCUCAGCUACUCGGUGAUAUUCCAGGGGUUUCAGUCUUCCUGGAUGACAUCAAGGUGACUGGUCCGGACGAUGAAACACAUCUACAACGAUUGGCUAUGGUUCUACAACGGUUGGAAGAGCACGGAUUGCGGUUGAACGUGGCGAAAUGUGAAUUCUUCGCGGAUCGCAUCGAAUAUUGCGGGUUCGUGAUUGAUAAGGAAGGAAUACGGAAAAUGAAGACAAAAGUGGAUGCUAUUCAGGAAAUGCCAAGGCCGAGCAACCGUGACCAGGUUCGGGCGUUUGUUGGUCUAAUCAAUUAUUACGGCCGGUUCAUGAAGAAUUUGAGCACCCAAAUUUACCCCAUCAACAACCUGUUAAAGGAGAAUGUACCGUUUCAGUGGGAUGAUGGUUGCGAAAAGGCAUUCCUUUGGGUAAAAAAGGAGAUGCAAUCGGAUAGAGUGUUGGUUCACUAUGAUCCAAAACUUCCACUGGUUCUGGCCACUGAUGCCUCACCUUACGGUGUGGGCGCAGUAUUGAGCCAUCUAUACCCGGAUGGUACAGAAAGGCCAAUUCACUACGCUUCCCAAACACUAAAUAGAUCACAACGAAAUUACAUUCAAGUUGACAAAGAGGCGUACGCAAUCAUAUUUGGGGUGAAAAAGUUUUACCAGUACCUCUUUGGGCGCAAAUUCAUCCUCGUAACCGAUAAUAAGGCCGUGUCUCAGAUUCUGGCGCCUCACAAAGGACUUCCGACUUUGAGUGCUUUACGGAUGCAGCACUAUGCUGUCUUCCUGGAGUCGUUCGAUUAUGAGAUACGAUUCCGCUCUUCAAAGGAAAACGCGAACGCGGAUGCAAUGUCUCGAUUGCCAAUCCUAGAUGAAAGGAAUCAGCAUCGGAUUGAAGAAGUGGAUCUUAUCGAGGUGAAUCAAAUUGAAACCUUACCUGUUACAGCUGAAGAGCUGGUUGAAUGCACUAAGGAGGACUCCAACGUGAAGAAUUUACUGCAAGGCUUGAAAGUGGGAAGGAAUGUUGAAGGGCGUGACAGGUUUGGCAUCAAUCAGAAUGAAUUCUCUAUUCAGAAGGACUGUCUGUUGAGAGGAAUACGAGUUUACAUCCCUCCUAAACUACGACGGCGAGUACUAGAAGAACUGCAUACGGGACACUUCGGCGUAUCUAGGAUGAAAUCCUUGGCUCGAUCGUACUGCUGGUGGAAGACUGUAGACCGCGACAUUGAGGAACUAUCUAGGAACUGCGUAGACUGUGCCAGAGUACGAAAGAAUCCUAUGAAGGUGGCACCACAUUGCUGGGAAAAGGCUACGGAACCGUUCCAGAGGAUCCACAUUGACUUUGCGGGGCCGUUUCUAGGACUGUAUUUUCUGGUGAUCGUGGAUUCGUACACGAAGUGGCCGGAAGUCAAGAUUAUCCCCGACAUGACGACAGACACCACCAUCGACCGUUUGCGAGAGUACUUUUCCACAUACGGAGUUCCAGCGAUUAUCGUCAGUGAUAGAGGAGUCCAGUUCACCUCGGAUCAGUUUCAGGCCUUUCUGAAACGAAACAACAUCACGCACAAAAUGGGAGCCCCGUAUCAUCCAGCUACGAACGGCCAAGCUGAACGAUUUGUUCAAACCUUCAAGGAAAAACUUAAGGCAAUGAAAUGUGAACGAAAGGAUGUGCAAUUCGAGCUUUACAAAAUUUUGAUGGCAUACCGUAGAACUGUACAUCCUGCAACGGAUAAAUCUCCAUCAAUGCUGGUAUUUGGAAGGCAGAUGAAAUCUAGGCUUGACUUUUUGGUUCCUUCGAGCGCACCAGAGAACUCUUCUUGUGGGGAAGAAGAGAGAGUACGAGGUUUCAAAGUUAACGAAAGGGUUUCUGCUCGGGACUUUUUGGGUUCGUCCAAGUGGCAAUUUGGUACGGUAAAGGAACGAUUGGGAAAACUCCAUUAUAUGAUCGAGUUGGACGAUGGAAGAAUCUGGAAGCGGCAUGUGGAUCAGAUCAGAGUGGGCCCUGCGCUUGGCCCUGCGGAGCAAAACAUUUGUGUCACUUCCGGUUCAGAAUAUUUCGAUAAACUGCGACGUACCCAAACGAAUUGUCGCUCAGGACUUCCACCUCACUUUGAAAACCCUGACAUUUCCGCAUCCCAAUCAACAACAGAUGUACCAACUCCCAAUAGGACACCGAAGCAAGUUGUGGGUGAGUCCGCUGAACCUUCAAGUUCGACUGUCGAAGGGGCUCUGAGCGAAAAUCGGGCAAAACCACAGAUAGUUGAAAAGUCAGUGCAAAAUUGUACACCUCGUAGAUCCACAAGAGUUCGAAAUCCACCAAAACGGCUUGACCUCUGA